AGAAGAAUAGAUCACCCACCACUCUCUCCGUUUGAGAACUGACAACCAUCUGGCAGCUUAUUGUAGACAGAGCCAUGAGUUCCCCUUCUGGCGAUGUGUUGAUGGCCCAGCCUCCUGAACGCAAGAUGAGUUUUGAAGGGGCAGAGGGUAGACCAGUCCCACCCACCUCCCUGCCACUGCAGGGCCAAGAGGGCAGUGGCACUCAGAGGAAGAAGCUGUCCGCUCCUCGUAUUAGCCUGUCAUUGGACCAAAGUGAGGAUGACUUGUUUGACACACCAGAUGACCUCGACAUUAAUGUGGAUGAUCUGGACACACCUGAUGAGGCCGAUUACACUGACCAUGAAAUAGACUGGGAAGAGCCUAAAGCAUCUGAAAGGGAUUCUGUCAAAGAAACAUUCUCACAUGCAGAGCCCAUUCCCACAUACACUGCUGAAGAAGAGCGGCAGGAUGCCAAACUCUGGAGAACCGUCAUCAUUGGAGAACAGGAACAUCGCAUCAACAUGAAGUGCAUUGAACCUUACCAAAAAGUCAUUUCCCAUGGAGGCUACUAUGGCAAUGGUACCAAUGCCAUCAUUGUGUUUGCUGCAUGUUUCCUGCCUGACAGUGACAGAGAGGACUAUCAUGACAUUAUGGAAAAUCUUUUUCUGUUUGUCAUCAGUACACUGGAGCUCAUGGUAGCAGAGGAUUACAUGAUCGUCUACCUGAAUGGAGCCACUCCACACCGCAGGAUGCCUGGCCUCAACUGGCUCAAAAGAUGCUACCAGAUGAUUGACAGAAGGCUAAAAAAGAACUUGAAAUCUUUCAUCAUUGUUCAUCCAUCAUGGUUUAUCAGGACAAUUUUAACCAUCACUAAACCAUUUAUCAGCUCAAAGUUCAGCAGUAAGAUCAAGUACGUGAACAGCUUAGCAGAACUAGAGGAACUCAUACCAAUGGAGUACGUCCACAUACCUGAAUGCAUCAUCAGUGAAGGAAAACAGCCAACAAGUGUCCAGCGUGCAUGGGAACUCCUUCAACUAAAGGCUUAUGAUUACUGUAAAUGUUUGAAAUUAGUUUUGUAGACAAAAAUAAAUUGUGCCUUCUGUAUGAUUUUAUUUUUAUUUAUUUUUUUAAAUGGGUGAGAAUACCAUUUAAUAAGCAUUUCAAAUAAUAUAGAGAGAAUGCUCAGAGUUUGGAGAGUUCUGAAGCUAUAAUCUAGUUUUCAUUUGUUUAACAUUUUUGGUCACUUUAUAAUUCCCAUACUUGCAUUUGAGUUAUUUCAAGGUUUUGAUCACUUUUAUCCUAAAAUUUGGAAAAUGCAGUAAUAAGUCCAAAAUUUUGACUGGUAGAGUAUAACUGACAUACAUAUUAAUGUGUAGCAUUGCAUCUUUGCCAUUAGAAUAUACGGUAUGAGAGUAAACAGGGGAACCCUAAAGGCACUUACUGUAUCAUUUGUGCAUACAAAGAGAGAGAGAAGGUCGCUGACAGCUUUAGCUGUUGAAGAGGUGUUGACUGUGUUUGUGAGAAUCUGUGCAGAAGUUGUGACUGUAUAAUUUAAAACCUGUGAAUGCAUGUUUCAAUGGGAACAGACAUUUAAAAAGCUGGGCACCAUUAUAUACACUAUGUGCAGAUGUACACAUGUACUUUACCAGGGAUUCCCAACUAUUUGUGUCUGUUGAACCCUGAACCAUGUAUGAUGUUUAAUUUUUGACACCAUUUCCCACUUCAUACUUCCCUCCAGGCUUUUAUCUAUUGGUAUAUCUCACACUGUUCUUUCCUGGUUUGAAUCGUAUCAGUAUGGCAAAAGUACCUUAUAUCUAUAGGUCAACAUACAUCCCCCUGUGCCCCCAUUUCUCAAGGUGUCCCCCAAGGUUCUGUCCUUGGUCCUCUUCUGUUCAUCAUCUAUCUGCUCCUUCUUGGUUAUAUUACUCGUUGUCAUGGUCUUCGCUAUCACUGAUGAAACACAGAUUUAUCUAAGCAUGUAUUAGAAGCAUGUAUCAUUGACAUUAAGAAGUGGAUGAACUAAAAUUGUAUCAAAUAAACCCUACUAAGAUAGAAAUAAUGCUUAUUGGACCUCAAACUGUAAUUUCCAACUAUUCCAGUUUCUCAAUCGAUGUUGAUGGAGUUAAGACUGUCCGUAACCUAUGCAUUACAUUCGACCCCUUCCUCAACUUCGAAGCCCACAUCAGCUCCAUUACUUGAACUGCUUACUACCAUCUACGUAACAUAGGUCAUCUUGCCAUAUCCUUAAUCAGCAAGAUGCUGAAACUCUGGUGCAGGCCUUUAUCACCCCAUGCCUUGAUUACUGCAAUGCCCUUCUCAAUAGGCUUCCUUUUAAAACUAUUUCCAAACUUCAGUACAUUCAAAACUCAGCAGCGAGAGUCCUUACCCAUGCCUUAUGAUUCUCCCAUAUCACACCCACCGUAUAAUGUACACUGGCUUCCUGUCUCAUCCCGUAUUUAUUACAAAAUCCUCCUUCUGACCUUUAAAUCCCUUCAUGACCUUUCGAGCUGCUUCUUCCUUACACCCCACUCUCAGGUCCUCUGAUUCAAGCCUACUCACUGUAUCUUGUUUCCAGCUUUCUACCAUGGGAGGCAGAUCUUUUGCUGUCAUGGCUCCCAAACUUUGAAAUUUACUCCCACAGACCCUUCGUGACAUCACCUCUAUCACUACCCACAAAACUCUGCUCAAACCUCACUUAUUCUCACAGUACUACUCCUCUGAAUGUUAAUUUUGAUUUACUGUUGUCUCUGCAUUGAUACUAAUCAUUAAUUUUGUAUUGCCAAUUGUUUACCUUUUCUCAAUGUGCUCAUUUACUCCACUUUUGUUUUCUUUUUUCAUGUCACUGUUUCUGUUGUAUACAGAAUGUCUUUUUUACCCUUAUGUUUUUAUUUCUGUCUUAAUUUUGCAUUGUAAAGUGUCCUUAACCCUCAUAUUGUCUUAAGAAACUUCACCCUCCUUUUGUCCUUCACGUCAUUUUUGAUCUGUAUUGAAAACCAUUCAAAAUGCAUAAAUUGUUGAUUAGUGUACAACAGCACUAAAGACCCUCCCUAAAGACACCCUUAACAAAAAUCUUUUUACUGUGGGCCCAAAUUCUAUAAUAAUAGAGAGAAAAUAUAAUAUAUUGAAUAUGGAUUAUAUGGCAAAUAUUGGUCUCAAUUUUUGUUAAUUUCAAUCACUUUUAGCAUUCUAUAAUAUCUCAAUUUUAUUACAACAAUUUCUAAUUUGUUUUGCUUGUAGAAAAUCAUCAGUGUACAUUUUAGAGUUACAAUUUUAGUAUAUGACUAUUUCACAAAUGAAUCUCUAUUGCCUUUUCCAUCAGUCAAAAUGGGCCCACUUUGCACAUCCAUUGCAACAAAUCUUUUUAGCCCCAUUAUACCCCAUUGUACCUUAUCAUAUAAAUUAAUGUUAGUAAACUUAAUUACUUGCAUAUUACUUGCAACAUAAAUUGUAAAAAAAAAACAACAACAAAAAAAAAAACUCUCUGUGUGUGUGUUUGUGUGAACAUGUGCAUGUGUGCGCAAACCCUGUUUGAGAAGAAAAUAUGCAAUUUGUGGGAAAGAUUCAGUACCCAGUGGAGCAGGUGGGGAAGCUAGAGAACAGUUUGGGGCUAGGAGCUAAAUUUGAAAAGGUUUUAAAUAUUUUUUUAGAUCAAAUUUGAUUAAUAGAUGUAUAAAAAGCUAUUUAAAGUGGCAUAACAUCCAGAACGUCAGAAGGUGAAAGGUCACAACUGGUUCUUCCCAUACAUGUCAAAAUUGACCCGUUAAGAAAAAGGAAGGAAAAAUCUUUUUAAAUUGUUAUUUCUCUUAAACAAUUAUAUACAAAAUUAAUUGUAUUUUGUUUGUUUUGAUAGUCUUGACAAAUUCACAACAUUUGAUUCCGGUACCAAAAAUUAUGCGGAAUUUAUAACAUUAAAAAUGUCAAAAUGUUUGUUUAAAAAAUGACCCAAAGACAAUAGGAGGGUUAAGCUUUAGAAAUGUGCAAAAUAAAUAAUAAUAAUAAUUUAUAUUAUUAUUUAAAUAACCUUCUGAGAAUUCAAGUAAUGUUCUAACCUUUCAAUAAAUAUAUUUAAUAAUAUUUUUAAUCCCUCUUUUUUUUGUAUAUAAGAUAUACAGUAUUUGUCUUUUUUUUUUUUAUUCAAUUUUUUUUAUUUUUAUUUCAAGACCCCAUGAAAUUGACUUUUGUGGCUUUCAAUGUCUGUCAGUUCUGAGGCCAUCCAGUGCCGUUUCUGAGCAUAUGGGGGCCCUAAGUGAAUUCCUAAUUGGAGGUCCCCCAUACACCCCCCAGCACACACCCACACCCACAUACCCGGAUCCAGGCCCACCCAAGAAUGAGACCACAAUACAGUCUUCAACAAAUCUGAAUAUAUUUGCUCAAAUUGAAAUAUAUUAUACACACAACUGCAAUAAAUAAAUAAAUAAACAACAACAAUAAAUUACCAAUAAAUAACUAUACAAAUUAACAAUAAAUAACUAUAAAUAACAAUAAAUAACUAUAUACAAAAAAUAGAUAAUAUAAAAAAAAACGACCUUGCUUUGUGGGGUCCCAUGAUGGCUUGGGAGCCCUAAACGGUUGCUUAUACUGCUUGUAGCCAACAGCCUUGAGACCAUCUAUAUGCUAGUGCACUCUUAAAUGUUGACAAAAUAAAUCUUUAUCACAUACAUUUAUUUAAAAUGUACAGUUUUUCUCUUUCAAAAAAAAAAAAAAAAAAUGAAAUUGAAACUAUGAAAUUCGUUUAGUCAACUAAUUCAUGGGUUCUUCCUUUUGCAUUGGCUUUUUAUCUCUUUAUCUUAUCUUUAUCUCACAAAACCCUGUGCUGAUCCAUCAUGAACCCCUGUUAUAUUAAACCAUGUGUUCUUUGUUUCCUUUUGCAUCUACAU
Molecule: messenger RNA, 4856 nt
Organism: Myxocyprinus asiaticus (Chinese sucker)
Lineage: Eukaryota; Metazoa; Chordata; Actinopteri; Cypriniformes; Catostomidae
Product: protein prune homolog 2-like
Exons: 9
Coding region: 75-1058 (327 amino acids)
Biological process (GO): apoptotic process
Cellular component (GO): cytoplasm
Source: RefSeq, a predicted model, not a curated record